This is a messenger RNA of Cuscuta campestris, 767 nucleotides long. The record is from the annotation of a GenBank genome assembly. Lineage: Eukaryota; Viridiplantae; Streptophyta; Magnoliopsida; Solanales; Convolvulaceae.
AGACCCAAGGCAACGACUUGUGAUCUCAUACCACCUCUCCGCAUUUCCAACCCUCCGGCAAAGCCAGCCGGAGUAGUCGUCCAACCUGCGGUCCCCGCUCUGCGACCAUGAAAGCCGGCCGCCGACCCCAAAAGCAAGAGGACGACAAAAACCACUGGGGCCAAGUAGGAGAUGAGCUGGCACCGGACAUCACCGGAGAGUCCGCCUGCGAUUCCUGCGACGAGAGUGCAUCCAAAUGCCGCGCAGAGAAUCCGGGCGGCGGGCGUGGUGAUGGCCGGGAACAUCUUCAAGUUGCAGGGGUAUUCUUGUCUUUUGGCAACCCAUUGAAAUAUGAACCAAAAGAUGAUCAUCAGAACCAGCACUGUUGCAAUGUUGGUACACACAAUGCGGUUGUUAGUCUUCUUCGCCAUUUGAUUGGGAAAAUAUGAAGAAGAAAAAAAUGGGUUUUUUUUAGUGGAAAAAGAUGGAAAUGAAAAUGGGCAAGCGGUAAAAAAAAAUUGGGGUAAAGUUGGGAUGGAAAAGGGGUUGUGGGCCCUAUAAGUUAGACUUCUAAUAACCUUAUUAUGAUGACAUACUUGGGGUAAUACAUUUUUACUUGUCUCAACUCUCAAAGGUAAGUCUCCAUUGCAAAAAAGGUGAGUAAAUAAACUUUGCUCGGACAAGGCGAGUACAUUUCAAUUUAUUUUCGUUCAAAUAACGAUAAUGUCGAUACGACGAUAGCUUGUUUAAACCUAGCGUAGUUAUUUUAAGAAAUGCCAUUGUCGUUU